AUGGCUGUUGGUAUGACACUUAAUCAAUUGUAUGCACCACCAUCCGCAACAUCUGGCUCUGUGCCCUCGCCUAGUACUGCAUUGACACCACCACAAGGUCGGAGUCCUACGAGCAUAGAGGACGCUAAACCCACUGCUGUCAUGCAGCAAAUGGACCGCAUUUAUCAAAUGCCGUACUCUACGCAGCAGCAACAACAGUACUUGCCACAGAAUCCCCAGUCUACCACAUCCUAUGGGAUGCAGUAUCAACCUUUGACCAAGCCGGGCUCCUUCACUUCUGAAGAUUAUGCGGCCGACCCAUUGCCUUUUGAAUACAGUCGCAAGUAUUUACCUCCUCACCGAGAAGACGUGACGACGGGACUACGAGGUUCGUCACCUAAUAUUGUCGUAUCGAGCUACAAUGACACUUACGGGUCUCAACCAAUUUACACCCCAAUUUCUUCGUUUGGUCAACGCUUGAAUACUUAUGGCCAGUAUGUGGAGCCCAGAGGUUAUCCCCAGCAGCCUGAAUUGGCUACUCAAGUCCCCCAGCCUCAUUUUCCCCGAUCAAUGGAGACUCCAAUGUACAAUUCUAUGUCUAGUUCUAUGUUGCCCCACAACUCGUUCCCUACGUUGCUCGAUGCUCACGCCAUGGUAACAAAAAAGGAAGUGGAUACUGACCAGCAGCAACCCCAGACGUUAAUGCAUGGAGAUGUACGUGCUAUUCCUAGCACUGGCACAGCUCAGGAAGCCAUGAUCAAGGUCAAGACACCACUAAAACUCAAGUACUGGAGAAAUGGACGACGCAACUUGCAAUGUUUUCCCAGUUGCAAAGUGUUUGGAGAUUACUCUGCAAUCAAGAUUGAAGAUCUCAAGCAACAUGAUUUCAUGUGGGGGAAAUGCCGCGGCAGUUUGGUUACUGAAGUCACACUCAAUAGCAACAUGUCGUUUGAUGACCUCGUGCUGCUUGGACGUGUCCACUCACUAGAGAACAUCCCAGUGGCUUUCGAAGAAGCUGUGAUCAGGGAAUGCAUGCUGGGUCGCACCAUUGAGAUGAACAAAAUGGACUCGAUGAAGGACCAGUGGAUCACGGGAGAACGACUUCCGGACUUUGUGCAGCAAGAUGGCAACGUCGCCUGCUUUGAGUUCAAGCCCAAAGUCUGGAAGUAUAAUGAGGAUAUGACGCAGGGCAAGUGCAAACGUCGCAAUGUCAAGUACUAUGUGCAAUUUGAGGCUUUCGUGCAGAUAGUGGCUGGCGACCGUCGCUACUACGCGUGCAUCGGUUCGGGCAUGUCGACAUCUUUUGAAGUUGGAUCGAGCCGUGUGCUUGCCCGCCAGAAACGUAAAGCUGCAACAAGUGCUGUGGAAGCGGUUAACACGAGCUCGCAGUCUGGCAUGACAUCUAUGCAGUCGCAGCAGCUCAUGACGCACAAUGGGAACCCGCUCAUGCACAACGUGAUGACAACCCACCCAUUGUAUGCGCCCACGCCGGUAUAUCACAACGAUGGCCAAUCUCGUGGUUUGCCAUCGGCUUUCCCGCAAGUGAUGAUGCUUUCGCAGCCGGAAAUGCACUAUCCGAUGCAGCAGCAGCAGAAUUCUUCAUCGCAACAGCAGCAGCUUCCGUCAUCGCAACAGCAGCAGCUUCCGUCAUCGCAACAGCAGCAACUGACUCAGUCGUCUUCAUCACAGCCUCUAUUGGGAGAGAAGCGCAAGAUGAGCAGCGAGCGCCCUGCGUUUCCAACUGACCGCUCGGCCAAGAUGCUUAAGGCAAUGAGCGGUGUUCCGCAGCCAAUCUAA
Peronospora farinosa is the source of this 1776-nucleotide messenger RNA. The record is from the annotation of a GenBank genome assembly. NCBI's taxonomy places the organism in Eukaryota, Oomycota, Peronosporomycetes, Peronosporales, Peronosporaceae.